This is a messenger RNA of Erigeron canadensis, 2373 nucleotides long. RefSeq names its product DNA replication licensing factor MCM5. Gene Ontology annotation, molecular function: single-stranded DNA binding; single-stranded DNA helicase activity; ATP binding. NCBI's taxonomy places the organism in Eukaryota, Viridiplantae, Streptophyta, Magnoliopsida, Asterales, Asteraceae. Gene Ontology annotation, cellular component: MCM complex; nucleus. Bases 38 to 2236 code for a protein of 732 amino acids. The record is from RefSeq and is a predicted model, not a curated record. The transcript has 18 exons. Gene Ontology annotation, biological process: double-strand break repair via break-induced replication; DNA replication initiation; DNA replication.
CAAACACAAACACACUCACACAGAGAGAAGAAGAAAAAUGUCAGGGUGGGAUGAAGGAGCGGUAUUCUACAGCGACCAAGCACAGUUCCCUCACGGCGGCAGCGAGGCGGAGCAGGCGGCGAGUCGGCACACGGUGCUGGUGAAGCUGAAAGAGUUUAUCAGAAACUUCGCUCGGCAAAAUGAACCAAAUGUGUUUCCGUACAGAGAAAGCCUUAUUGAAAACCCUAAAUUCCUUUUGGUUAAUUUAUCAGAUCUCCUCUCUUAUGAUAAAGAUCAAGAUCUUCGCGAUUUGCUCCGUAAAAACCCUUCCGAUUACCUCCCUCUGUUUGAAACUGCUGCGGCAGAGGUUAAUGCAAGUUUGAAAUCAAGAGUUGCUGGAGACGCGGGUAAAUUGGAGGAACCACAAAUAGGAGAGGUUCAGAUUUUGUUGACAUCUGAUGAGGACCCUGUAUCAAUGAGAUCUCUUGGGGCACAAUACAUAUCUAAACUGGUUAAGAUAUCUGGGAUUACUAUUGCUGCAUCACGUACAAAGGCCAAAGCCACUUAUGUGCAUUUGAUUUGCAAGAACUGUAAAGAAACGAAGGUGGUUCCUUGCCGCCCUGGGCUAGGUGGAGCAAUUGUGCCAAGAUCAUGCCCGCAUGUACCACAGGCGGGUGAAACGCCUUGCCCCAUUGAUCCAUGGCUUGUAGUUCCAGAUAAAAGCAAGUAUGUUGAUCAGCAGACUUUGAAACUUCAAGAGAACCCUGAAGAUGUUCCAACAGGAGAGCUACCAAGGAACAUGCUUCUAUCCGUUGACCGACAUCUUGUGCAAACAAUUGUGCCUGGUACAAGACUGACUAUAAUGGGCAUUUACAGCAUAUUUCAAGCGGCCAAGUCAUCCACAUCUCACAAAGGAGCAGUUGCAGUUAGACAACCAUAUAUAAGAGUUGUUGGAAUAGAAGAAACAAAUGAAGCUACUCGUGGUCCUGCCAGUUUCUCAACAGAAGAGAUAGAAGAAUUCAAAAAGUUUGCAUCAGAAGGCAAUGUAUAUGAAAACAUAUGCUCUAAGGUUGCCCCAUCUAUAUUUGGCCAUGAAAACGUAAAAAAAGCUGUUGCUUGUCUAUUGUUUGGAGGAUCAAGGAAGACUUUGCCUGAUGGUGUGAAAUUAAGAGGUGAUAUUAAUGUUUUGCUCUUAGGAGACCCAUCCACUGCAAAAUCCCAGUUCCUGAAAUUUGUGGAGAAGACAGCUCCUGUAGCAGUAUAUACUUCUGGAAAAGGAUCAUCUGCUGCCGGGCUAACGGCUUCUGUUAUUCGCGAUAACAGCACUCGUGAAUUUUAUCUGGAGGGAGGAGCCAUGGUGUUGGCUGAUGGGGGUGUUGUUUGUAUAGAUGAAUUUGACAAAAUGAGGCCAGAGGACAGGGUUGCUAUACAUGAAGCCAUGGAACAGCAAACAAUAUCGAUUGCUAAAGCUGGUAUAACAACUGUUCUCAACUCUAGAACUUCUGUGCUUGCAGCUGCAAACCCUCCAUCAGGACGAUAUGAUGAUCUCAAGACUGCCCAAGAUAACAUUGAUUUGCAGACUACAAUUCUUUCAAGAUUUGAUCUGAUCUUCAUUGUGAAAGAUGUUAGGAUGUUCAGCCAAGACAAGAUUAUUGCCAGUCAUAUCAUUAGUCUCCAUGCAUCUGCUAAUGCAGCCACUGAUGUUAGGGAUGUCAAAGAAGAUAAUUGGCUUAAAAGGUAUAUUCAGUACUGUCGGACCAUGAGUCAACCUCGCCUAUCAGAUUCUGCAGCCAAGACGUUGCAGGAGAGUUAUGUUAAAAUUAGACAGGAUAUGAGGCGACAGGCAAAUGAAACCGGAGAAUCAACUGCUGUACCAAUAACUGUAAGACAGCUGGAAGCUAUAGUAAGGUUGAGCGAGUCACUAGCAAAGAUGAGACUGUCCAAUGUUGCAAAUGAUAACGAUGUUAAGGAAGCUAUUAAUCUUUUCAACAAUUCCACCAUGGAUGCAGCAAAGUCUGGACUAAACCAACAUAUUAAUCUUACUCCUGAGAUGGCAAAUGAAAUUAAGCAAGCAGAAUUCCAGAUAAAGAGAAGAAUGGGAAUAGGAAGCCAUUUAUCAGAGAGAAGACUGAUUGAUGAUCUCACCAGGACGGGCAAACUCAAUGAAUCAAUAAUCCGAAGAGCAUUGAUAAUUAUGCAUCAGAGAGACGAAGUCGAGUACAAAAGAGAAAGGCGUGUCAUUAUCCGGAAAGCUUGAAAAAUCUGUUUAUUUAGCAAGUUACUACAAGAAACUAUUGUAACUUAGUUUUCAAAAGCUUUGAUUGAUGACAAAUAUGUGCUUGAACCUAUAGCAGCAACGGCUAUAUGGUAAUCGUUGUAACUGCAUUUAACCUC